Molecule: messenger RNA, 1740 nt
Organism: Talaromyces proteolyticus
Lineage: Eukaryota; Fungi; Ascomycota; Eurotiomycetes; Eurotiales; Trichocomaceae
Product: LicD family-domain-containing protein
Exons: 7
Coding region: 461-1369 (302 amino acids)
Source: RefSeq, a predicted model, not a curated record
CAGGAGCCGAAGAGCGAAGCAGCCAAGAAAAGUGGAAGAAAUCCACCCACGCCACCCCCGUAGCAGGCAUUGCUUGUCCUCGUAGGCGUUGCUUGGCCUUCCUCGAUCGGCUUUCUUGCCAAGACGACAAGCAUGCCUGCUGGCGUCAGCUCUACAAACUAGGUAAGCAGGCACACUACUUGUGGAUCUACUCUACCCACUCUAUGUAGAGGCCGCGACGAUUGUCAGGGCCUCGAGGGACCAGCUUUGCUCUCAAAACUCCUCCACUAUCGCCUCGGCUACUCUCUUUCACAACACCGAGCCGACACCCAACGAUUCUCUCGUUCUUUCUUUCAACCAUCCUGCGAAUCGUAUAUAGGACGAAUCGCGUCCAGCAGACUCGGUUUGCGAUCGUCAACGACGGCUUUCCCGUCGUAUUGUUUCAUCGGGUCUUGUACAUAUUGUUUAGAGAGUACCCACGAUGAGGAUACCGUAUCUGUACGGCCUGCUGGCCGUUGUCGCCGGCUCUGUUGCAGCCGAUGCCGAUUUCAUGAGCGUCAGGACGCAGUUAGCGAAAGACUGGAGUGGGAAAGGAGGCGAUCCCGCAGUGAAAUAUUUUCAUGAAUCCACAUUCCAUCCCCAUUACGAUGGAAGAUUUGCGUCCGCACCGCUCCCAGAAGAACAAUCAUUAUCGUACUUAAUAUCCCUGGUUCAGACAUAUCUCGCAACCAUGAACGACCUUGGCGUGGAAACGUGGAUUAUGCAUGGCUCGCUCUUGGGAUGGUGGUGGAACCAAAAGAUUCUUCCAUGGGAUAGCGAUCUUGACGUACAAGUAUCCGAGCCGGGCAUGCAUUUCUUAGGUGACUACUAUAAUAUGACCGAACAUCAUUACAACAUCCCCGGAGUCCCCGAAGGUCGUACCUACCUGCUAGAAGUCAACCCGAACUACAUCAAUCGGUCGACGAGGGAUCGCGACAAUGUCAUCGAUGCGCGAUGGAUCGAUAUGUCUAGCGGCUUGUUUAUCGAUAUCACUUCGGUGCGUACCGAUGAUAUCAGGAGACAGAGAGGCGACCUUGGCGCUUUGAUCUGCAAGGACGCUCAUCGGUAUCAGGAGAACGAUAUAUUUCCGCUGCGAGAUAGUCUCUUCGAAGGCAUUCCUGUUAAGAUCCCUUAUGCAUAUACCAAGCUCUUGUCGUCUGAGUACGGUGGUAGGUCGCUGACCAACGUUAAAUUUAAUGGACACACAUUUGUUGAGGAAUCACAAGAAUGGGUCAAGGAUAUUGACGUUAUAGGAUUCGAGAAACCACCAAUUAACGCACCAAUCGACAAAUCAACCGGUAAUCCACCCGACAAUUCUAUCAACAAGCCAGUCGACAAAACAGCCGAGUAAUUCAUCAAACAUCCAAAAUCUACUUAAAUGUCUAUACCACAUAUCGCGCUGAUACCCUGCAUCGAGCCUUGAUUGAUCAGCUUUGCAUAUAUUAACGAAACGGCGUUCUGACGAGUUGAAAAGGGGAGGUUUGGCUGGUCAGGAACGAUUUCUCCCUUUUUCUCUCGUCUUUUUCUUUUUUUUGUUUAUACUCCUAUCUUCAUCUAUAUAUUUAUUUCCAGCGAUCCUUGGCUGGCAUUGUUGCUGGCGUUUGUCGUUUCGGAUUGGUGAAUAUUCAUUGACACAACAUUUAUACAUAUACAUAUACAUAUACGUUUAUAUAUUUUAUAUAUAGCAGAGUGAGAAAAUGUACAAACAAGGUCUAUCUUCAA